CCGAAGCAGUAUUCAACAAUGGCUGUCCUCUUCUCGUUACCGAAUGAGGUCAUGUUAAAUGCACUCUGCGCUCAAUUCCCAUGCCGGGAUCAGCAGAUUCGUUCCUUAGCAACAUUGCUUUCAGUACGAGCAGCACCAUGUCGAAACCUCGUCCUGCAUGGCUUGGCGGCAACAGGCAAGAGCUCUAUCGCCAAAACUGUCCUUGAAUACCUCUCGAAGAGACAAACGAACGGUUAUGCCAAUGGCAGUACACAACACGACGAUGACGAGCUCCGUUAUGCUGUCAUCAAGUCUGCAGAAUGUAUAGGGGGUCGGCAUCUCUUCGAACAGACAAUUAGCACAGUAUCAAAAGUUAUAGGACGAUCUGAGAACGUGGGCCGUUGCGAGAACCUAGCACAAUUGGCGGUUGAGCUCAGCAAAUUGGUUGAGAAUUGGACAGCAUCAGAGCAAGAUAGCCGACAGAGAUUGGUCCUUGUAUUUGAUGGCAUAGACCGGCAACGAGAUGCACCCCCUACAUUGCUUCCAGCUCUUGCCAGACUGGUAGAGAUUGUACCAAACCUCACCACAAUAUUCAUUGUCACCUCUCCUCGACCAAACUUUCUCCACCUCCCCGGCGUGCCACAUCUCGAAUUUCCGGCCUAUACCAAACCAGAGCUCCUGCAGAUCCUCGCUUUAACAGAGCCAUCACCAGUGCUCCCACAAGGUACAAAGGAAACGAAAGAUGUCUGGACCCGAUACAGCUCUGCAAUCUGGGAUUCUCUUUCCAAACAUUCCGGCCGAGACAUACUCUCCUUCCGCUCAGUCUGUCUCCGUCUCUGGCCACGCUUCAUACGACCAAUCCUAGACGGCACCCUGAACCCAUCUCCCUUCAGCCGAUUGAUGGUAGCAAACCGAUCCCUCUUCCAAAACGACUCCAUCCUCGUCCCAGCCCUUGUCUCGAACCCUCAAUCUACGGCCCUGGUACCACAAUCACAAUCUCAAAGCAACCUCCAAGGAAUAGCAAUACAACUCCCACACAUCUCUCGCCUCCUUCUCGUCGCCUCCUACCUAGCGUCAUACAACCCACCCCGCACAGACAGCACAUUCUUCAUGAAAGCCGCUCUCGCCAAACGCCGCAAGAAGGGCGGCGGCACAGCCCUAUCCCGCAAACCAGGGACGGCCAAAAGCCGUAAAAUAGCCCGAAAACUGCUCGGUCCGCAAGCCUUCGUCUUGGAACGAAUGCUUGCCAUAUUCCUAGCCAUCGAAGAAGAUGCUGGGAAGAGAAAGGGGAAGGCAGCGUUGAAUGGAAGUGCGGAUGUGUUGAUGGCUGUUACUACUCUGGCUAGUUUGAGGUUAUUAGUCAGGAUGGGAGGACCGAACCAGGAUGUUUUGGAUGUGGGGACGAAGUAUAAGAUUGCGAUUGGGUGGGAGGUUAUCAGAGGGGUGGCGAGGAGUGUGGGGGUUGAGGUUGAAGAUUAUUUAGCUGAUUAGAAAGAAUGAACAUCUCACCAGAG
Molecule: messenger RNA, 1493 nt
Organism: Mollisia scopiformis
Lineage: Eukaryota; Fungi; Ascomycota; Leotiomycetes; Helotiales; Mollisiaceae
Exons: 2
Coding region: 19-1470 (483 amino acids)
Biological process (GO): DNA replication initiation; DNA replication
Cellular component (GO): nuclear origin of replication recognition complex; nucleus
Molecular function (GO): DNA replication origin binding
Source: RefSeq, a predicted model, not a curated record